Messenger RNA from Dreissena polymorpha, 3387 nucleotides. RefSeq names its product neurofilament heavy polypeptide-like. Bases 158 to 3244 code for a protein of 1028 amino acids. The record is from RefSeq and is a predicted model, not a curated record. The transcript is spliced from 5 exons. NCBI's taxonomy places the organism in Eukaryota, Metazoa, Mollusca, Bivalvia, Myida, Dreissenidae.
UGAAAGUAGCUAUAAAUAGUAUUGUCAUGCCGCACCAACGUCUGGAUCAUGACGUCAUCAAUCACAAAAUGGAGGAAUCGGUCGACACCCGUUGAUUAAUUGCCCCUGUCCCAUUUCUACUCUCCCCUUACCAUCUAUUCUGCAACCAGGCGUCAAGAUGAGCUCUGAAGGGGUGGAGCAUCUUUCAUCAGUACAGAACAAUCCGUUUAUACGCCAGUACGGUAGACCAAACAUCGGUUACAUGGACACUAACGGUCCGUCUGCAGCAUGCUCUGCUAGCAGCGACAGGGAUGAUGAUGAUUUGCAGCAGGAGUAUGGCGUUAAUUCGGGAUUUGUCAACAAGCUGCGAUCGAAAUUCACUCAGCUUGAAAGUAAGAGCAGCAGAGUGGGUCUCUCGAGAAAGUCGGCCAGCGUUGAAAACCUGUUGAGUCUGGGUGAUAAUAGUUCUGCAUUGGGGAAUAACUGGUCGCGAUCCAAGGGGGAUAAGUCGAGAUUUGGAAACGCUGGUCAUUCUACCAAUGACGAUUCUGGAGUUGCUUCAAAAGUGUCUCUCAGGAAUUUUGCUCCUGCUGGCUACAAGCCUCAAAUUAGACCAAGGUCUACGGAUCUAAACAAAACUAAUGAACAACCUAUGCUGUCAAAGAAAAAGGAAGUGGAAAACUUGAAACAAAGUGCUAUACGAAGUGUUAAGCCCCCGUUGCCAAGAAGAACAGUUGUUGACAAUAAGAUCCCAGCGUACUCCUCGAAUAAUGAGACGUCAAAUAAAGUUAAGCAUAAUUUACCUGAGCAUCAUGACUGGAAGGUUGCUCCUGACCUGGAAACGUAUGGAAGAGAAGACAUUGUUAUUAUUGAAAAUGUUAAGAAAUCAGAAGAGAAAAGUAAUCAAUCAAAUUCGAGCCUAAAAGAAAGAACAGAUUCUCCUGAUGUCUCUGAUACCUAUGGUAGAGUGCAUCCAAUAACUGAUAAAGAAAAGGUAACAGACGAAAAUGAGUUACCAAAGCCCAAUACUGUAUCAGCAUUUAGACACCUGUUUGAGAAAACUGGUAAAGCCAUUGACACGUUAAAUGUAUGGCGACACAUUUCCCCCACUCGCAAAUCCUCUGGUUCAGACACAAAUUCUCCCCAAGUUUUAUCACCAGUUUCUACUCCAAGGUCCCCAUUGGUCAGUGUUAAUGACAGCAAUGUUUUUGAACCGUUGACGUCAAAUUUGUUGCCACCAAUGGAUCCAAUAGGUGCAAAAAUAUCGUCUGACAUUAGCUCUGAACAAACAGAAAUCAGUGUUGACACAAGUUCAGUUUCUCUGCAAAAAUCUAUGGAGGUAUUUCGGAGAACUUCCACUUCGGAGGAUAAGGGUAAUAAAAGUCAUGGGUACAAAUGGAAAGUGGAAUCUAUGGAGAAGAAAAGAAGUUCAAAAGAAUUAUCUCCCCCUGAAUCUGUUGAUUCACAUCGUACCUUAACCCCUGUCCAUCCUGUUCAAAAAGUCUUUGACUCCAAGUCCCUUGCAUCUGCAAAAUCUGGGUCUCAAAAAAAUCACAAAACAUCCAUUCCAAAGAAAGUGCCAAAAGAUGUUAUAGAGUUGAAACAUGAACAUGACCGACUUGAAGAAUCCAUGAAGGAUCACAGUUCUUCAAGUGGUGGUAAACGUUUUGCCGACUUCUUUUCGAAUCAGGUUCCUAAAAGCAAGGCGGCUGAAACGCAUAAUUCUGAUAUGUUGGCUGACACUAUACCUUCUGUGUCGAGUGAAGAAAAUACAGGGUUUAUUGAUAAAGGGAAGGACAAUCUGUCUCCGAGACAAACAAACAUAUUUGAUUCCAGUAAAAUGGUGAAAAAGGACCGUGAUCCACCAAGUCUUCCAACCUCCCCUACAGAAAGACCUAGUUUGGAUGGAUUCAAUACAUCUAUACAUGUAAGUGCUCCCAGUUUUGAAAAACAACGCCCCAGUAUUGAACAACCGUCAAUAAAAUCAGUACAAACUGUACCGGUGAAAGCUCAGAGGGAAGAAAUGGAGAUUUCCCCUGUUAAGCCAACGAUAGAAAUUCCUGAACCAAAAGUGCCACCAAACACCACUGGAAUGACAGAUAUCACUCCAACUAUUCUCAGAAACACCCAAACAAACGCUGAAUCAAGGAAAGGUAGAACUUUUAAGGCAAGUGAAAGGGUGUUUUCAAAGCCAGACACUGCCAUAUCAGAAACAAAGUCAGAAAGUACAAGGAUGGAAAAUGAUUCCAGCGAAGCGCCGGUAUCUGGUAUGUCUUCCUACCUGGCAAAACUCUUAAAGAGGGACACAGACCAGGAAAAUCAACAAUCAGGCAAAACAACCUCGAGUCACUUGACCAAUGGAGCCUCACCAUCUCCCAUUCCUAGGAAACGGCAGGCUCCUGACAUUCCCCCACUGGUCACCAAUGGGGAAGGACCAGAACCGAAAUCCCCUCCACCGUUGCCACCAACUUUGGAACCACCGCUGGCGCAGUCGAAGAUAGAAGAGGUGAUGGCGAGAAAAGAAAAGAAGCAGAAGCAGCAGCCAAAUACUAAAAUGGUCUUUGAUUCUAGUAAAAUCGUCUCAAAGAGGAAAGAACCGCCAAAGCGUAAACCGCCACGGAAAUCGUUGGAAGAGUUAAACACGAACAUAAAGAAUGAAAGUGUUACCAUAGUGCCAAUGUUGGAUCUCACAUGUCUAACAAAUGAUGGGAUUGAGACUGAGUAUCAGGAAGGAUACAUACCGACCAAAAUAGGGCCUUGUCCAUAUGUAUUCAUUGGAGCUGAGGUGAAAUUGCAUAAAAAUCCACUGAAGAAAACCAAGAAAGCCAAGGUGAAGAUCUCAUUUGCGGAGAACGCAACCACAACAUUUGAGUAUGAGGGUGAGGAGUCUGCGCUGCAGUCCUACCUGCAGGACCACCCGGAGGAGAAAGAGGAGGUCCUCAAGCAGGAACAGGAGAUGAAUGGAGUGUCCAGCCCACGUGAGGAACUACUCAACGACCCGCCCAGGGUCCCCAGCGAGCCUGAGCCCACUAUCAAGGUCAACACCAUCCUCGGUCACAAUGCAGGGGCCCUCACCUCGUACAAAUCCAAGAUGCAGACGCAGGAGUUCCAGUUUGGUAUGCGGAACAUGGAGCAAGAUCUGAUAGACACAGAGCCGUACGAUGACGAAUCCACAGAGCCCACCUCCAUGCAACUCUUGCCUGCAGGGGAAAGCGAAGUGGACACAUUCUCAGCAGAAACUUCAGUCACCGACAUGCUGUUUUAAACAGAGUAUUAAAUACACUUAAUCGUGUCAAGAAGUUGGAAUAACUCAUCAAAAUUAGAAUGGACCUCAUUUUUGUUCCUUUGUUUCACAUACAAGUGUAGAUUUCUUCUUAUUUAUGUCUGAUAGUUGUGCUUUGUCACUUU